Dendrobium catenatum is the source of this 1693-nucleotide messenger RNA. RefSeq names its product oxygen-independent coproporphyrinogen-III oxidase-like protein sll1917. The transcript is spliced from 2 exons. Gene Ontology annotation, molecular function: 4 iron, 4 sulfur cluster binding; coproporphyrinogen oxidase activity. The record is from RefSeq and is a predicted model, not a curated record. NCBI's taxonomy places the organism in Eukaryota, Viridiplantae, Streptophyta, Magnoliopsida, Asparagales, Orchidaceae. Gene Ontology annotation, cellular component: cytoplasm. Bases 156 to 1610 code for a protein of 484 amino acids. Gene Ontology annotation, biological process: porphyrin-containing compound biosynthetic process.
UGAUGCGCCCUUUAUCACUGAAUUCUAUCCAACUCACGAAGAGUCUUUGACUUAGCCGAACCCCACGGGGCUAGCCAGUGCCGCAGACAAACUGAGCUGAAGGGGGCUCAUUAUAUUCUGCAAUCAUUCCUCCUCAAGAAGACCACCUUCUAUACAUGCCUCGAGCAACGCCAGCUCCUCUCCAACUCCUCUUUCCUCCUUUUUCACUCCCUCUCAAAUACAAACCGCAUCCCAUUUCCAACCUAACGUCCGUGCCCGUGCGUUCCUCCAUUCUAUGCUCACCAGCUGUUUGUCGAAAUUCCUCAACCGACUCCCCCCACAUCACCACUCCUCUGCCGCCUCCCUCCUCUAUCUAUAUCCACCUUCCCUUCUGCCGCCGGCGAUGCCACUACUGUGACUUCCCCAUCAUCGCUCUCGGAUCCUCCUCUCGCCACUACGACGACGACCCCCGCAUUAACAACUACAUUCGCCUCCUCCUUCGCGAGAUUCGCGCCACGAAACCCUAUUCCUCCCUUCAACUACCCAUAAAAACCAUCUUUUUUGGCGGUGGCACGCCGUCUCUUGUCCCCCCUCGGUUAAUCGCAUCUCUGCUCGACACAAUCCGUACGAAAUUUGGCGAGGUCGCGGCUGACGUUGAGGUGUCCAUGGAGAUGGAUCCGGGAACCUUUGAUGCGGGGAGGCUGGAAGAGAUGGUGGGGGUGGUCGGUGUGACGAGAAUCUCGCUUGGGGUGCAGGCGUUUCAGGACGAGUUGCUGCGGGAAUGCGGGAGAGCGCAUGGGCGGAGGGAGGUGGAUGAGGCGAUUGAAUUGGUUAGCAGUUCUCAUGGGCCUAGGAGCUGGAGUUUGGAUCUUAUAUCGUCGCUUCCGAGGCAGACUGAGGAGAUGUGGGAGGAAAGUUUGCGUCUUGCUGUGUCUGCGGGGCCUCAGCAUGUUUCGGUUUAUGAUUUGCAGGUGGAAGAGGGGACCAAGUUUGCGCUGCUGUACACUCCUGGAGAAUUCCCUUUACCCGCAGAAGCCCAAUCUGCAAACUUCUACGUGAUGGCGUCAGAAACUCUAAAACUUGCUGGUUAUGAGCACUACGAGAUCAGCAGUUACUGUAAACCUGGUCAUGAGUGCAGGCACAAUAUUACUUAUUGGCAGAACGAACCUUUUUAUGGCUUUGGCCUGGGGUCAGCAAGUUACAUUAAUGGAGUUCGGUUCUCAAGGCCUAGAAGAUUGAAACAGUAUGAAGAGUUCGUGAAGGAUCUGGAAGCUGGAAAUAUGUCAGCGAAGAGCAAUGCCUCCAUUGUUGAGGACAAGGAAAUGGCCAUGGAUGUGGUGAUGCUUUCUUUAAGGACUGCAAAAGGCUUGGAUCUCAAGAGUUUUCAGAGGUCCUUUGGGGAGUCUGUGGUGCUGUCUCUGUGCAGGGCAUGGAGGCCACAUGUGGAGAGUGGGCACGUGGUUGCCUUGGAUGAGGAGAGGAAAGCUAUCUCCAUUGGCAAGUUCGAUUUGGAAUUGAAUGGUGAUUGCCAGUUGGGAAGGAGAGUUGCCUUUCUGAGGCUAAGUGAUCCAGAGGGUUUUCUCAUGUCGAACGAGCUAAUAGCGGUUGCUUUUGGUGUUUUGUCUCCCUAGGAGGCAAAAGUGUGUAUAACUUUUAAAUCAUUUUUUUAGUUGUAAACAUAUUCCGAUAUAUUUAAUAACCUUUUUUUUUUAUA